Molecule: messenger RNA, 10202 nt
Organism: Podarcis lilfordi (Lilford's wall lizard)
Lineage: Eukaryota; Metazoa; Chordata; Lepidosauria; Squamata; Lacertidae
Source: the annotation of a GenBank genome assembly
GUGAAGGUCCUCCAGGGCUAAAUCCCCCCUCCCCCUCCCUCCCUGCCUUCUUCUUCUCUCUCCUUUGCAAAAGCCCCUCCUGGACUCGGGUGAGUCUCCUCUCUCCUCCCCCUGAGGGUGCAAUGGGGAGAAGGGGGUCCCAGGGGGGCAGGGAGGAUGAAUGGGGGGUCCCUGCUCAGAUCAUGCCUGGUGGGGGGAGACCCCCAAGUCAGGGAGCAGAGGGUCCUCCCUUGUCCUCUCUGCCAAGCCAGGGAGGGGCCACUUCGCAGGAAAUAUGCAGCUCUGCUCUUCCUUUUUAGGGAGGGGGUUUUGGGUCAAGGAAAAGUGGGCUGGCAAAGAAACCCCCUUCAGAGGGAGGGAUAAGUCACCUUUGUGAACUGAGGCUGCAGCCAGACGGGAACAUUCCCACGUGGGGGGAGCACAGGGAGAAGAAAAGCCCGUCUGCAUCUGCAGCAGCACAACAGGACCACUUCCUGUGUCCCAGAUGCAACAACACACGUCUCUCCCCCAUCAUUUAAAUACACAACAAAAUUGUUCCAUUAAGCUACUGAAAUUAGCAUGAAGGAAAAGAAUAAUGUUAAAACAAUGCAGCUAUUAAGAGGCAGAAAAGAACAGAGCAAUGUGUAGAAAAAUAUCAUCUUUCUUCUCCCUUUUUCCCUUAGGGUCCAGUGUGCUUUGAAGACGUAGCUGUUCCUUUCACAGAGGAGGACUGGGCUUUGCUGGAUCCUGACCAGAGAGCUCUGCAGAAGCAAGUCAAGGAGGAGAAUCCUGGGAUCAUGGCCUCUCUGGUAAGGCUCCCUGCUGGAUCAUAAGAUCAGUUUUGAAAUUCCAUACAGAUCUCUGAAGGACAAACCUCCUCUAUUUUGAGGGAGCCCCAUAGCGCCACCUGCAGCAUCUGAGAUGUUAACACACCCACAACUCUCCAUAGGAGAUGUAUCUCCUGUUCUGUCUGGGAAUAUUCUUCCACCAGUCCUGCCUUUUCCAACCGUGAGGAGGCUGGUCUGAGCUGCCCAGGCCUUCUUCAGUGUAAUCUUCAGAGAUAUUAAGGACAUGGAGGUACAUCCUGUCUAAUUUUCUCUUUCCCUUUCUGCAUCUGUUUUUGGUUGAGCAAAGAAAUGACUGAGCUUGGAGAUGGGAGGGCUGGGCUUGCAAGGGUUAAGAGGAGCAGAGCUGGAUUCCUAGAGAGGAUGGGAAGUGGAGGGGGAGUGAAGGUCCUCCAGGGCUAAAUCCCCCCUCCCCCUCCCUCCCUGCCUUCUUCUUCUCUCUCCUUUGCAAAAGCCCCUCCUGGACUCGGGUGAGUCUCCUCUCUCCUCCCCCUGAGGGUGCAAUGGGGAGAAGGGGGUCCCAGGGGGGCAGGGAGGGGCAUGGGGGUCCCUGUUCAGAUCAUGCCUGGGGGGGGAGACCCCCAAGUUAGGGAGCAGAGGGUCCUCCCUUGUCCUCUCUGCCAAGCCAGGGAGGGGCCACUUCGCAGGAAAUAUGCAGCUCUGCUCUUCCUUGGGAUCCAGAUGCUGCCUUCCUUUCGGGGAGGGGGCUUUGGGUCAAGGAAAUAAACCCCCUUCAGAGGGAGGGAAAAGUCACAUUUAAGAACAGAGGUUGUAGCCAGACGGGAACAUUCCCACAUGGGGGGAGCGCAGGGAGAAGAAAAGCCCGUCUGCAUCUGCAGCAGCACAACAGGACCACUUCCUGUGUCCCAGAUGCAACAACACACGUCUCUCCCCCAUCAUUUAAAUACACAACAAAAUUGUUCCAUUAAGAUACUGAAAUAAGCAUGAAGGAAAAGAAUAAUGUUAAAACAAUGCAGCUAUUAAGAGGCAGAAAAGAACAGAGCAAUGUGUAGAAAAAUAUCAUCUUUGUGCUCCCUUUUCCCUUAGGGUCCAGUGUGCUUUGAAGACGUAGCUGUUCCUUUCACAGAGGAGGACUGGGCUUUGCUGGAUCCUGACCAGAGAGCUCUGCAGAAGCAAGUCAAGGAGGAGAAUCCUGGGAUCGUGGCCUCUCUGGUAAGGCUCCCUGCUGGAUCAUAAGAUCAGUUUUGAAAUUCCAUACAGAUCUCUGAAGGACAAACCUCCUCUAUUUUGAGGAGCCCCAUAGCGCCACCUACAGCAUCUGAGAUGUUAACACACCCACAACUCUCCAUAGGAGAUGUAUCUCCUGUUCUGUCUGGGAAUAUUCUUCCACCAGUCCUGCCUUUUCCAACCGUGAGGAGGCUGCUCUGAGCUGCCCAGGCCUUCUUCAAUGUAGGCUUCAGAGAUCUCAGGGAUGUGGAGGAACAUCCUGUCAAAUUUUCUGUUUCCCUUUCUGCAUCUCUGUUUUUGGUUGAGCAAAGAAAUGACUGAGCUUGGAGAUGGAGCGGAUUCCACGACUGAGCCAAAUUAAAUCCAUCCCUGGAACAGAGCCAGGCUUUUCGAAUCUCCAGUUCCCAUAAAUAAGUUAGGUAAUACCAGCCAAAAAGGCAGUAACUCCUUCCCUUCUUCCUCUUUCACAAACAUUCAUUUGCAUUCUUCAGUCAUUUCAGCCUCAAUUUCUUCCUCAGGCUAGGAUUAUGAUUAUGAUUAUGAUUAUUAAUGAUAUCAGGAAACAUGAUGAGGAAUUAAGGGGAAAGACAGUGUUGACCCAGAGUAGUUACAAAAUGUAUGUUCUCUCCCCAAGUGCCACAGACCCACCUCCAAAGAGAGCUUCUCUGAAGAAAGCACAAGCAAAAAUCAAUUUUACGUGAAUAAGAAAAAUGAGGAGGUGGCUAAGAAACAGCAGGAGCCAGAUCCUAUUACUGACCUUAUAGGAUCUCUCAGCAGCUCUAAGGAUGAGCAGAAAGAGGUUUUGGGCCCAGGCAGCUCAACUGCUAAGUCAUCUCUGGCACUGAGACCAGGAGCUCAAGCGACUCAAGGCCAAAUUCAGGCUAAACAAGUAGAGGAACUAAUGAGAAAGAAAAUUUCAGAACUAUCCUCAGGAAAUGCUAAUACAAGGAUAAAAGACUCCUUCUCCCAAGCCUCUGGUGCAAAUGAGGAAUUAUCAGUCAUUGGGUGACUUGUACUGCUAACAAGGGACAUAGAAUGCAUAAAAUCCUUUUGGCUGACUGUAAUAAAAUUCUUACCAUCCUGAUAGGUACUUGUAAAACCUUCUGGAAUAAAAUCUGGCAGAGUCUGUGGAACCAGAUAAUACAACAAUAUCUCUUUCCCUACCAUUAAAAAUAGAUCAAUAAGGGAGGUUUAAUUCGUCCACAUGGCAAAAGGAGGUCUAUAAGUACAAAGAAGAGCAAAAAUGUUAAAAAAAAUUAAAAUCGUGCAAUAUUAAAAAGUUGACUUAAAAAUACCUUUUAACUUACUUAAGAGUAGCUCAUGCUCUGGGUCCAGACAGAACACUUAAGAAGCUUGUACUGUACAGUGGUACCUUGGGUUAAGUACAUAAUUCGUUCCAGAGGUCCAUUCUUAACCUGAAACUGUUCUUAACCUGAAGACCACUUUAGCUAAUGGGGCCUCCUGCUGCUGACGCGCCGCCGGAGCAUGAUUUCUUUUCUCAUCCUGAAGCAAAGUUCUUAACCCGAGGUACUAUUUCUAGGUUAGCGGAGUCUGUAAGCUGAAACGUAUAUAACCUGAAGCCUAUGUAACCCGAGGUACCACUGUACUGGAAUUUGCACACCAGAUCCUUAUAUCAAUAUGAAACGAUAUGCAAGGUUAUCAAAUGGUCUGCUGUCCUGUCAGAAGCCAAAAUCAAACCAGGGAGAGGGUUUUGAUAAACAAGAAUUGGAAAUGGGUGCUGUCUCAAAAUAAGCUACUUCUCUCAAGCUACCAUAAGCCUUUGGGAAUCUUGUCACAAGAGGAGUGUAAAGUUUGUGAACAUAGUGCAUAAGCACAGAGAAUAUCUAAGGAGGAGUGGUGUAUCAGUCUGAAGAUUAUUCAAAAAUGUGGCAUCACCAGCUCCUCUGCUUCCACAUACAGCAACACCUCCAAAAGUCCUCAGUUCAAGGCAGACUAUCCUGCUUUAGUUGACAUAUACUCUGCAGGUGACAAUCCUGACUAGCCAGCUGACCUGGACCCCAAGGAACCCCAUAACUCAGACAGCCCUGGGUCCUUGCACUUGAGAAAUCUAGGGAAGGACCUACUUGACAGAACUGAAAAGAAUUGAUUGCAUGUCUUCUGUGCUCUGCCGUAAGAAGCCCAGAAUGAAAUAUUCCCCAGAUUUGACCUCUGACGUUCUUGCCUAAUAAGUUUGAAGGAAGGAACACAAGGGCUCAUGCAAGCAGAACUUGACCCUUUGUGCUCCAGAUCCAGCCCACCAGAUAUUCCAGCAUGAGUUGAAUUUAUGGGCUGAAAAGCCACCUCCUCCCACCAGCAGGUUAAUGAACCCUCUUUCCUACCAAUUGGAGAUGAAGAGCUUCCCCAAAGAUUUGGUCCACAUGCAAGAGGCAAAUAUGGCCAAAACAUCUGCGUCAACAGGACUCUCCGUAGAAAGCACCAAGCAUGGGGCCACUUACAGGUAUUAGCUACUCAUCUGUUUUCUGCCCAUGCUCUGGGGUUGCAGUUUUCAGGCUCAGGGACAGGAUGGUAACUCGUUUUGGCACCAAGUUCUGUUCAUAAGCCCCAAUGAGUUCAAUGGGAUCAACUCUCAGGUCACUAUUGUGCAGACCCUGCCAUCCUUACGAAGUGGGGUGAUUAGCAAACGGGAAACUGCAAGCACUGGAGAUGUUUACAAAUGGGGCUUCUGAUGAGAAGGGGCUGCCCCACUUGUUCUUCUCCAGAGGCAGGAGAAUAUCUAGGGCAGGAGAAUCCCUGCAGGGCCUCUGAGGCUCCCUUUGCUUCUUCCUCUCUCCCAGGACCCUGCAGCUUCUUCUGGCUCCUUGACUCCACAGGAAGGAUGAAAGAGACGCAUCCUGCAAAGCUAGCAAGGAUGGAAGGGGGAAGAUGGACGGUUGACCUGGUCAGGUUGUCUCCUGCAUCCCUCCUCUCAACCUCUGAGCGUUCCCUCCCAGGGACCUCCGAGAGAUCUGGUGAGUCCCAGAGGAGUGGAGAUGGGGACAUGGAGGGAUGGAUGGAGGGUGGAAGAGGGGAAGCUCUCUGGCCAGAAAUGAGAUAAAGCAGGGAUUUUACUGUGGAAGCUGUGGAUGGGGCCCCCAACAUUGGGAGGCUUCCCCCCAGCCAGAAAAUCCCUGCAGGGCCUCUGAGGCUCCCUUUGCUUCUUCCUCUCUCCCAGGACCCUGCAGCUUCUUUUGGCUCCUUGACUCCUCAGAAAAAUGUUGGCUUUUUGCAGUAUGGUAGCGCUGCAGAGAGCUUGCUGGGGAGACCAUGCAUUAAAAAGGGACUCAAAAAUAACUUAAACAAGGUUUUAAUAACAAAAACAAAAACUCCUUUUACACUAAAUACAUCAACAAAACAAACCAGACCCAACCACCAACCCAUCCCCCAGGGUAAUGGGAGAGCUAGGUGCAGCUCCUUAUAUACUACACCCAAUUGCCAACACGGCUUAAUCAAUACAACUCAGCAGCACCUGCUAUGUUUCACAGCUGUAAAGCUGGGUCUCGUUAUCUUGCUCUGGCCCCUUAAAGACAUACACAUCGGGUGGAACAAUGAUGAACCUUUACAUAUAAAGAAACCAUUCAACAGAAGGAUGAAAGAGACGGAUCCUGCAAAGCUAGCAAGGAUGGAAGGGGGAAGUUGGACGGUUGACCUGGUCAGGUUGUCUCCUGCAUCCCUCCCCACAACCUCUGAGCGUUCCCUCCCAGGGACCUCCGAGAGAUCUGGUGAGUCCCAGGGGAGGGGAGAUGGGGACCUGGAUGGAUGGAGCCAGAGAGGAAUUGGGGCUUGCUCAGCUUGGGGGUGGGGGGAGGCAGGCAGGCAGAUGGAGAUGGAGAAGGGGAGCACCUUUUUGGGCUCCCCCGCCUGCCUCCCUGCCUGCCUGCACCUUUGUCAUCUGCAGGCAAUUUGAGCUAGGAAUAGAUCACAGCUCCCCAGCCACCGCGAUGUACAGUGAUUCCAUGAUUGAGCCACAAAAAUAUCCAUCCCAGAUAAAAGCCAAGCAAUAUCUCAGUUAAUACCAGCCAACUAAGGAAGUGAAACCUAUAGGACGGCCUCACAUCUCAUUCUCUUCAGUUCUUCCUCUGUCACAAGCAUUCAUUAACAUUGUUCAAUAAUCUGGAGCUCCCAUUUCCUCCUGAGACUAAUUAGCUUCUCUCUUCAUUGCAGAUGGUGAUGAAUCAGAAGGGAAGAACAAGGGGAGCACAACAGAAUCCCCAUAGCGGAGAAGUCAUAUAAAUAUUCAGAGUGUGGAGAGAAGAUCCGUCAGAGUUCCCAGUCCACCUCCCAUCAAAGAAAGAGCUUCAUUCGAAGGAAUACCCUGACUUCACAUGAAAGAACACAGAGUAGGGAGAAAUUGUAUCAGUGCAGAGUAUGUGGAAAGAGCUUCAAUCGAAAGGGUAAUCUAACUUUGCAUCAAAGAGUUCAUACAGGGGAGAAACCAUAUAAUUGCUUGGAAUGUGGAAAGAGCUUCAGUCACUGGGGGAAUCUCACUUCCCAUCAAAGAGUUCAUACAGGGGAGAAACCGUAUCAGUGCUUGGAAUGUGGGAAGAACUUUAGUCACCGCCAGAAUCUCGCUUCUCAUCAAAGAAUUCAUACAGGGGAGAAACCGUAUCAGUGCUUGGAAUGUGGAAAGAGCUUCAAUCGGAAGGGUCACCUCACUUCCCAUCACAAAAUUCAUACAGGGAGAAACCCUAUCAGUGCUUGGAAUGUGGGAAGCGCUUCAGUCAGGAGGGGAAUCUCACUUCUCAUCAAAGAAUUCAUACAGGGAGAAACCCUAUCAGUGCUUGGAAUGUGGAAAGAGCUUUCGUCUGAGUGGUGAUCUCACUUCCCAUCAAAGAAUUCAUACAGGGAUAAACCCUAUCAGUGCUUGGAAUGUGGAAAGAGCUUCAGUAAGUGGGUGAAUCUCACUUUUCAUCAAAGAAUUCAUACAGGCGAGAAACCCUAUCAGUGCUUGGAUUGUGGAAAGGGCUUCAGUCGGAAGGAAAGUCUUACUACCCAUCAAAGAAUUCAUACAGGGCGAAACCCUAUCAGUGCUUCGAAUGUGGAAAAGGUUUUUGUCUGAGUGGUCAUCUGACUUCCCAUCAAAGACUUCAUACAGGAGAGAAACCGUAUCACUGCUUGGAAUGUGGAAAGAGCUUUCGUCUGAGUGGUGAUCUGACUUCCCAUCAAAGAGUUCACACAGGGGAAAACCCUAUCAGUGCUUGGAAUGUGGAAAGAGCUUUCGUCAGAGUGGUGAUCUGACUUCCCAUCAAAGAAUUCAUACAGGGGAGAAACCCUAUAUGUGCUUGGAAUGUGGGAAAAGCUUCCGGGAGGGCCACAAGCUCACUUCCCAUCAAAGAAUUCAUACAGGUGAGAAACCCUAUCAGUGCUUGGAAUGUGGAAAGAGCUUCAGUCAAAGUGCCACACUCUCUUACCAUCACAGAAUUCAUACAGGGGAGAAACCCUAUCAGUGCUCAGAAUGUGGGAAGCGCUUCAGUCAGGAGGGGAAUCUCACUUCUCAUCAAAGAAUUCAUACAGGGAGAAACCCUAUCAGUGCUCAGAAUGUGAAAAGAGCUUCAGUCGGAAGGAUAGUCUCACUUCCCAUCAAAGAAUCCAUACAAGAGAGAAAACGGUUUAGUGUUUGGAAUGUGGGAAAAGAUUCGUUCAUGGCCCACCAAAUAAUUCAUACGGGGUUGAAAGCAUAUCAGCACACGGAAUGUGUAUAAAAUUUCACUUGUUCAAAAGUCAAUUUAAGAUCUCACACCAGGGUGAAGUAUAGAAUUAUAGAUUCAGAAUCUAGUCCAGCCCCCUCCAGAAAUCUCAUUUCAAGCAUCCAUGACAGGUGGCCAUCCAACUUCUUCUUAAAACCCCCCAAUGAAGGUCCACCCCCUUCUGAGAGAGUUCCUUUUCACAGUCAGCUCUUACUAUCAGAGAGAAAAUAUAAAAAAGACUUUGGAGAAGACUUCCGGUGUGAUGGCCUAUGGCGUUUGGCUGCUUUCCCAGGACACCGGACCCUAGUCGUGCAAUUAAACAAGGUGAAUCUGGGGGUAAUUAUCCCUGUUGAACCCUGCAGGGAUGGGGCGCACAUGCCAUCCGAUAUCUGCUGCUCGCUACAGUGGAGGCAGGGGCGCUGGGUGUUUAGCAUUGCACGAGUUGGAAAAUCUCCAAUGCCAACGCCAUGAGCGGGAGCAUUCCUGUUUUUCAACAAAGAUUUGAAUUUGGACUUUGAAAGGACUUUUGUCGCUCUGCUACAGAAGAUGUGAAGUGAGCGUCUCAUCUUUGCUUAUACUUGCUACUGUUGGGCCAACGCCCUCCCUCAUUUGUCCGAAUGGUGAGGAACUUCGCCCGUAGUAGCAGAGUACAGCAGAAGCAGACUCUGGCUGGAAAGCAGCAUCGAGAAGAUAAGAAGGCAACAGAGCGACGAGCUGACUCACGCAGCCGUAUCCUUCAGCAAAAGCCAGAUGCAAGGACCAGAGGGGAGGAGGAGGAGAUAUAGAAAUCGCUCCCGUUCUCACACGAUGAUACAUUAGGUAAUUAGGCAAUUAAAGGCACAGUGUCACACUGUGCAAUGAAAGAAUGAAACACUGCAGUACUGACACCUACUUCAUGAUUUGGCAAGCCUCAUGGAGAAAGAUUCAAUUAAUUAAAUGGAAUGCAAGUGAAUCUUCAUUAAAAAAACUUGAGAAUUUGAUGUUUAAUGGUGCGGUCCUUUGUGGAGGGCUCUAAUUAGAACUGGCAAGGUAUCAGCUUGUUUGAAGAUAUGGAGAGACUUUGUUGAAAUACCGUGUUACCAGAGAAUGAGGCUGUAAUUUCAACUGCGUCACACGCCAUCUUCUCUCCUUUUUGUUAUUGUUUGAGUCCAGAUAGAGAGUAAUCUGGCGUCCCGCCAAAGCUCUGGCAAGACUCCAGCUUCUCCUUCCGUCCAACUCUCUCAAUAACGAUCUGGCAUCCUGCCAAAGCCAUAGCCGAUCAUCAAAGCUCAAACUCCAUUUCCUUCCAUAGGAAUACAGUCCAAAUUGUUUGUCCAGCAAUUUCUUUUCCACUUUUUAAUCUCAAUCUUUAAUCUUAAUGUAAUAUAACAUUAAAAUUUUACCUCUUAAGUACCAAAUUUCCAUUUCCUUAAACAUCUUUAAUCCUAAUCUUUAAUCUUAGUCUAUCUAUAACUUUAAAUCCUGUACAGCUGGAAACCACUUAUUUUCAAUUCAACAUCACUCUAACAUUCUUUAAUUUUGCAGUGUUUCUGAAGAUAGUCUUUGAAUUUCUUCCAAUCUUCCUCCACCAAGUCUUCUCCCUGGUCACGGAUUCUGCCAGUCAUUUCCGCCAAUUCCAUGUAGUCCAUCAUUCCUCCAGUGUGGGUAGCUCUUGUGUCUUCCAAUACUUUGCGAUGAGUAUUCUUGCUGCUGUUGUUGCAUACAUAAAGAAAGUUCUAUCCUUUUUUAGCACCAUUUGGCCGACCAUGCCCAGGAGAAAGGCCUCUGGUUUCUUAGGGAAGGUAUAUUUAAAUACCCUUUUCAUUUCAUUAUAAAUCAUCUCCCAGAAAGCCUUAAUCUUUGGGCACGUCCACCAAAGGUGAAAAAAUGUACCUUCAGUUUCUUUACAUUUCCAACAUUUAUUAUCGGGCAAAUGAUAGAUUUUUGCAAGCUUGACUGGGGUUAUGUACCACCUGUAUAUCAUUUUCAUAAUAUUCUCUCUUAAGGCAUUGCAUGCCGUAAAUUUCAUACCUGUGGUCCACAACUGUUCCCAGUCAGCAAACAUAAUGUUAUGUCCAACGUCUUGUGCCCAUUUAAUCAUAGCUGAUUUUACCGUUUCACAUUAACUGUGAAAUCUAUCGCUCUUACAGAAGAUUCUUCAGUUUGGGAAAAUAUCAGUCAGUUAAAAUACAUUACAUGUGUCUUAAUUUUAACUAAACAAAGGAAAGCAGGAAGACAGCCCAGAGUCCUGGAAGAUAAGAUGGUGGAAUGAAAUAGGGCCUUCUGAGGAGGGACUGCACCGAAAACAAUUGAUGGACAACAACAAGAAGAGCACAAUUUUCAUCAUGCAUGUUAAUUUAGAUAUAGAUCUGUUAAAUAUGAUGAAAGUUGCAUGCCAGUGGCUGUCAAGAUAAGAUAAAGGAUUAAGAUCGGGAUGAUAUUGGGAAUAAAUAAAGAGAGAAAAGUAGGAACAAGAACCAAAAAAAAUAAAUAAACCUCAUCAAUCUUUGACUUUUGUCUUCUGGGU